AUGAGGACAGACUUCUUCCACCGCCUCCCACCGCCCAUGGCCGCCUUCGUCCUGGCCGCCCUUCUCGACAUGACAGCCGCCCAUGUCCUCCAGCCCUUUCCCCGACAUACACAACCGCCAACGACAACAGUGCCACAUCAUGCCAUCAGCGCCGUUUCGUGGCCGCUGCUGCUGCCAACAGCGGCGCCCCUAGACCCCCUCGACCUCCGCCGCCGCCAAGACACGAACACCGUCUGCGGCUUCCUCGGCGGCGUCUCAGCGCUGCCCGCGACAUGUAGCGCGGGGUCGCAUUGCGUGUUGGACACGCAGCACAGCGCCGUGGGCUGCUGCCCCAACGGCCAAGAAACAUGUACGGCGGGCGUGUUCACGAGCUGCGUUGACGCGAACAGCGGGCCGCAGACCGAGGUCAACCCAUAUGUCUUCACAUGCCUGAGCAGCGACGUCUGCUACAAGAACGUGUUCGACGGCGGCUUCUCGCAGUUUGGCUGCGGCACGGCGAGCGACCUAGCCACAACGGUCCUUGCGACGGCGAGUGGAAUCACGCAAGUGUUGGUGCGCCCUACGUUGAACGUCCCGUUCACAGACCCCGUCAGCACUCUAAGAACGCCAACAACGCUCGGCACCGUGGCGUCGUCGUCAUCCACCACUACCCGACCGUUGACAUCGUCUUCUAUAACAGCAGCUCAGUCUUCCCCGGCAACGACUGACCCGUCGUCCUCGACGUCCUCAGCAUCCUCGACGUCCUCGACUUCCUCGACCGCGACCACUAAAACCGCCGAUCCCACCGCCGCCCCGGCCGCCACCACUUCGGGCGACCGCACGGGCGUUAUCGUUGGCGGCACUAUCAGCGGCGUGGCUGUUCUGGUCGCCGUGAUCGCCGUGGCCGCCUUCUUCAUGCGCCGGCGGGGGAGCAACGUACGCAGCGGACCCGGCAGCAACUCCCCCGCCACCGGCAAGUACAUCAGCCCGCCGCGGCCGGGGCCGAGCACGGGGUUCAUGGCAGUGGCAGCGCAGGACAGCGACGCCUUCGAGACCGGAGGAGGCAAUCCAAGUGCGAUGCUGCCGCCGAUGGCGACGGCACCGGCCUUCUCGUCCGAAAUCACGGCGGGCGGCCCGUCGCCCUUUGCAUACGCGGGGGCGGCCGGCGUCCUGCCCCCCUCUGCCGGAGCGCGCGCCGCCCCUGGUCCUCCUCCCCUGCAGCCCAUAGUCACCAGCCCCAGCAUCUACGCGGCUUACCCGUCGUACCCGCCCCAGGACGACCCCAACCGCUACCACUACCCCGGCCAGUACCCCGCCGCGUACGCGGGCGCGGGCUCGGGCAGGGUGGAGCCGGACCAGGUGCCGCUGACGCGCGAGAUCGACGACUUCUCGCAGGGCUUCCAGGUAGCGCUGGGGCGCAUCGGCGAGGAGGACGAGGAUCGCCUAGUGCAAGGUGCCGGGAACGGGGGUGGUCGCGGCGGCCUCGAGGAUCUCGCGGUCAACGAGGGCAAUGGCGUUAAUGGGCCUCCCCCUGUUGCUGCUGGUACCGGCGCCACUGCUGCCGCUGCCGCUGCCGCCGCUGGGGACAACGCGUCCACGUCCAACGCAAGCUACAGGGGAUCAGUGCGGCCGCUGUGGCAGCAGAAUCGCCGGCAGAGCAGGAACCUCAUGUGGAUGUGA
Messenger RNA from Lasiosphaeria miniovina, 1659 nucleotides. RefSeq lists its product as uncharacterized. The record is from RefSeq and is a predicted model, not a curated record. The transcript has a single exon. Lineage: Eukaryota; Fungi; Ascomycota; Sordariomycetes; Sordariales; Lasiosphaeriaceae. Bases 1 to 1659 code for a protein of 552 amino acids.